Messenger RNA from Penicillium diatomitis, 3597 nucleotides. Its product is annotated as putative RNA binding protein Jsn1. Gene Ontology annotation, molecular function: RNA binding. The transcript is spliced from 3 exons. NCBI's taxonomy places the organism in Eukaryota, Fungi, Ascomycota, Eurotiomycetes, Eurotiales, Aspergillaceae. The coding region runs from base 1 to 3597 and encodes 1198 amino acids. The record is from RefSeq and is a predicted model, not a curated record.
AUGCUUCCAGUUUCUCGACCAGAAGGACAAAUGCCAUUUAACUACAACCCAGCCACACAGCCGUUGUCGGGCGCUUCGACGGGGAGAAGCUCUCCAAGCGACCUGGCUGGCUCGACGACAGCAAAGGCGCCGUUCGGCCCAUCUUCGUCGAUCGGGGUGUCGCGACUGGGAGCUGGCUCUCCUUCCCAUGACUUGGGAACACGGCUGUAUCCGAAACGCGUUUCAUCGAAUCUCAGCAAGCGGUCAACCUUGGUCUUCAAUUCAAACAUGCUGAUUCACAUAAACAGUGCCCGUGAAAUUCAAGCGCAAGAGGGUCUUCCCACCAGUAUUUGGGGUCCACCGACCAGUGGCCACUCCACGCCGCUACGAGAGAAUAUCCCCGAAUCUCCCAGUCAAGACAGUUUCCCCGACCUCAUGCCCUCCACUAAUGGCUCGAUGAGUGCAUCCGGUCGUAGAGCUCGCGCUGGGACUGUGCCUUCCCGGUUCCCCCCAAUGGGCACCUUGAAUGAGGUGGAAACUCAGCAACCGUUCAUCUCACAAACCUCUCGUCCCACUCCUUCUACCAGUCCGUUCCGGGGCCCCGGCGUGUCGGGAAUGGAUCCGGGCGCCAAUAUCACCCCUUCAAAUACCGCUUCGAAUGCAACAAUGUUAUCGCGUCUUCGCGCAGGUUCAAUGCCUCAGCGGAACAGCCUUCUCGGAGCAGGUGGUCCCUUUGGCUCGUCGGUCUUCUCCUCGGGCUGGCCAUCCUCUGGUCGCGAGAGAGCUACCACAUUGACCAGCAUUCGUUCGUCAGAGGGACCAGCUUCGCCUAGCCAAUCAUCGUUCUCUCAAGAUACCGACGUGAGGACCUUGGACUACUUGGGACUCGCCGAAACUCCCCAGCAGGCCAGAUCCAGCCUCUCGCGGCCAUCAAUGGAGCAACUGUUACACCAGCAACAGCAGCCAGCCUCUGCUCUGCCGCCUCUGCUGGCCGAGCUGGCCAUGAUGAAGAGCAACAAUCGGUUCCGCUCCUAUUCAGUGAAUGCGAAGGAAAAGUAUGCCGAUGACGAGGACAUGGAGUACGAGGGUCGAUACUCGGGGGUUCCCUCCGGAACUUUGACUCCAUCUGCGGCGACCGCAGCUGCCCAGCUUGCUGCAACGCAGGCUCAAAUUCAUCAGCACAACCUGGCUGUCCAGGCCUUCGCUAGCCACGCUUCCGCCAAUCGCCCACGAGCACGGACUGCAGGUAUUCUCGAGGCUCCGCCUCAACGGUCGUCGAUUCGCAAUUACCUUGCAACGCCCUCACGCCUGGAAAAUAGCUUCACGCCUUCCGAUCUACACAUCUCUGAAAACGGAGAGUACGACGAUUUGACAGAAGCUGUCCAGCUCAUGCAUUUGGGCACAGCUGGUGGUCAGACGAUUGGCGCACGGGCUGCGGGAGAGCCAGCGGACGAGAACAAUCAGGAUGGUCCGACCCGGGCCUUGUGGAUUGGCAGUAUUCCGGUCUCGACAACAGUCACCUCGCUCGAUGCGAUCUUCGGCAUGUACGGCAAAAUCGAGUCAACCCGUGUGCUGACCCACAAGAACUGCGGCUUUGUCAACUUCGAACGCAUUGAUAGUGCCGUGCAAGCCAAGUCGCUGUUGAAUGGUAAGGAGAUCUUCCCUGGAGCAGGACCAGUUCGUAUUGGCUAUGCCAAGGUUCCGGGCACCUCUGCAACUGGCACGCCUGGGGCAAACGGUAUUCAAUCAUCUCCUACUCCGGAUCCAAACUUCAAGUCGGCCCCCGUUCCAGAAAGUUUGGACUCGAGCAACAAAUUUGGCGCCAUCCCUCAGAUUCCCGCCCUAGCCGAUUUGCUGCCCGAGAUGGUUCAGAUUGUGCAGGAGUUUGGUGCUGGGGAGCUAGAUACGCGCCACAUCGCAAACAUGAUUGAAAGUGCUAUCGUUUUCGAGGCUCACGAGCAUGAAAUCCAUGCGGUCCCAGAACCUAGCCAGGCGCGCAUGUUUGACGCACCACGUUUGCGUGAUAUUCGUAAACGUAUUGACAAUGGUGCUUGCUCGAUCCAAGAGAUCGAAGAGAUCGCCAGUGCUAUGUUACCCGAAGUCGCUGAGCUGUCCUCCGACUAUCUCGGCAACACCGUGGUGCAGAAGUUGUUCGAAUUCUGUUCGGAAGCCACCAAGGAGGAAAUGCUUGCGCAGAUUGCACCACACCUCGCCGAGAUUGGCGUGCACAAGAAUGGAACGUGGGCUGCGCAAAAGAUCAUCGAUGUCGCCAAGACCCCUGUCCAGAUGGAAACGAUCGUCAAUGCUCUGCGACCCUUCACCGUGCCACUGUUUCUCGAUCAGUACGGAAAUUACGUCCUGCAGUGUUGUCUUCGUUUUGGAGCUCCUUACAAUGACUUCAUAUUUGAGACCAUGCUGAAGCGUAUGUCGGAGGUUUCCCAGGGCCGCUUUGGUGCUCGUGCCAUGCGAGCUUGCCUGGAGAGCCACCAUUCAACCAAAGAUCAGCAGCGAGCGCUCGCAGCCGCUAUUGCCCUUCAUAGCGUCCAGCUGGCCACCAACGCUAACGGGGCUCUGCUUCUGACCUGGUUCUUGGACACUUGCACAUUCCCUCAUCGACGUACCGUCCUGGCACCUCGGCUUGUACCCCACCUGGUCCAUCUCUGCACCCACAAAGUUGCCUAUCUGACGGUCCUUAAGGUGAUCAAUCAGCGAAAUGAACCUGAAGCCAGGGACAUUGUGCUCAAGGCCCUCUUCUUCAGCCCUGGCGACGAGGUAUUGGAGAAGAUUCUGAGUGAUCAAUCGUCUGGAGCUACUCUCAUUUUCAAGGUCCUCACUACCCCUUUCUUCGACGAGACAAUGCGAUCUGAAGUUGUGAAGAACGUUGCCAAAGUUCUCACCAAGCUCAAAGCAUCCCCUAGUCAAGGCUACAAGCGGCUGAUGGACGAGGUGGGCUUGUCAUCUCGCGGCAGCGGCCGUGAGAACCAUCAUGGUCGGGAUCAUGGUGCAAGCCACCCUUCCCCAUCAGAGAAAUUGCAGCACCGCCAGCCCGUCCGCCAUGGGAACCCGAACUUCCCGGUUCAACCGCCGACGGAUCGUCAAUUAGGUGGUCCCUACGGUCCUAACCUCAUUGGUCAAGGUCCUGACUCUCGACCCAUGACUGCUGAUCAAAAUAACGUUCCCCUGGACGCUUAUGGCGCGAACGGUCUCAACGGAUUUGCUAGCCCUCUCAAUGGGCUGGGAGGCAUGAAUGCCUUCGACCCCGGCGUGCCUUUGAACCCACAGCAUCUUCAGUACCACCAGGCUUACUUGGCUACCCAAGGUCGUGGGGUCUCUCCUGCCGGUAUGUAUCAUAACAUGUCUUCUUCCAACUUUGGCUACCCAGCUGCCUCGCCCUCCGUGGAGACUCUGCGCUCGAUGCAAAGCCAGCAACUUCCUCCGUUGUCCGUCCCUUCCGGUGGCAUGAAUCCCAACAACAUGAUCAACCAGUCGGCCUAUUCUCCUCAGCAGUACAGCCCCGUCGUCAAUACGGGACAGAUGUAUCAGUAUCCCCCUCAGUACUACGCCCAGUCACAGCAGGUGCAAGGCCAGGGCAAUGGAAGUCGACGUGGAAGGCGCUGA